Molecule: messenger RNA, 813 nt
Organism: Sorghum bicolor (sorghum)
Lineage: Eukaryota; Viridiplantae; Streptophyta; Magnoliopsida; Poales; Poaceae
Product: auxin-responsive protein SAUR36
Exons: 1
Coding region: 268-699 (143 amino acids)
Biological process (GO): response to auxin
Source: RefSeq, a predicted model, not a curated record
AGAAAUCUAAUCAAAACCCCACAUUGCUUCUCCUUGCAACACUGCAUGUUCUGAGCUCAUGGCCCUGCCUCUUGGCUGUCUGAUGGUAAUUGACUUGAUCUGCAUUGUCUUCUCUUUGCCGGCCCUGACCUAUAAAUCCAUCAGCUUACCACCAAAACUUCAUCAGCCCAUCAGCAAGCUAAGCACCACACACACCUGGUAGCUGAACAACCACCAUACAAACUGAAUUUCUCUGAAUAUUCAGCCAAAAAAGCAGGAGAAGCAACCAUGAUCAGUGCCAAGAGACUUGUUCAGAUGGCAAAGAAGUGGCAGAGAAUGGCUGCACUGGCAAGGAAGCGGCUCACGGCGACGCCGGGGGAAGAAGCCGAUGAUUCAUGCGGCACGUCGACGUCGGUGGCCGUGAAGGGCUACUGCGUCGUGUACUCCUUGGACGGGAGGCGGUUCGAGGUCCCGCUGGUGUACCUCGGCACAGCGGUGUUCAGCGAGCUCCUGAGCAUGUCGCAGGAGGAGUUUGGGUUUGCCGGCGACGAUGGCAGGAUCACGUUGCCCUGUGACGCCGCGGUGAUGGAGUACGUGAUGUGUUUGCUUAGGCGAGAUGCCUCUGAAGAUGUUGUGAGGGCGUUCUUGAGCUCCAUGGUCAGACCUUGCCACCACAGCGUCAUGGUGCCAUCGAUGCACCAAUCAGCCAUCUGUGUAUAGCUACAGCUAUAUGAUUAUUAGCUCAUGAUGUAUAUUAUUAGGUUUAUUUAGCCGGAUGUAUUGAUGUAAUAUUCUGGAAUCACAUGAAAUCGAACAAAAGGUUCUUCGUAUUUA